CUGCGGGACGCUGACCUUAUUGGCCGGCUCAGGAACGGGGAGGUGUGGAGAAAAGCCUGAAAAACCAAACAAACUUCCCUUCAGCCCAACGCAGGAACAGAGCCGACGCACGCAGACCUUCUCCAAACCUUUUCUACUCAAAUACAAGAAGCAAACCCCGCGGUCAGAAUGUCUGCAGCCAAGCGUGCCAAAGGAAAGACCACAAAGAAGAGGCCGCAGAGGGCCACGUCCAACGUCUUCGCCAUGUUCGACCAAUCACAGAUCCAGGAGUUCAAAGAGGCCUUCAACAUGAUCGAUCAGAACAGAGACGGGUUCAUCGAUAAAGAGGAUCUACACGACAUGCUAGCCUCUCUGGGGAAGAACCCGUCUGACGAGUACCUGGAGGGAAUGAUGAGUGAAGCUCCAGGUCCCAUCAACUUCACCAUGUUCCUCACCAUGUUUGGAGAACGUCUGAACGGCACGGAUCCUGAAGACGUCAUACGAAACGCCUUCACGUGCUUCGAUGAAGAUGCGUCUGGUUUCAUCCACGAGGACCAUCUCCGCGAGCUGCUGACCACCAUGGGUGACCGCUUCACGGACGAAGAAGUGGACGAGCUGUUCCGCGAGGCGCCAAUCGACAAGAAAGGAAACUUCAACUACGUGGAGUUCACGCGCAUCCUUAAACACGGAGCCAAAGACAAGGACGACAUGUAAAAAAAAAAAAACAGCAGCAAAAUGCAAUGAUAUUGAUGAUUCAACGGUUCUUGUCACUCCGCACUGCAAUGCAUCAGAAAGCACUCAAAAGCAUUUAUUCAUUCAACAGAUUCAUGCUUGCUUUCUUCAUCUGUCCAGAUAAAAUCACAUGAUGAGUGAGUGAGUGUGUGUGUGUGUGUGUGUGUGUGUGUGUGUGUGUGUGUGAGACUGAAGCAGAUGAUUGUGCUCAUUGCAGAUCUACAGAAGCCAUUUUUGAAGUCCGAAAACACUUUAACAUGAAGAAGUUCAAGAUCUUAAGAUCUUCACGAUAUAGUUUUGCUGAUUGCAUGCAUUAGGAUCAAAGUUUGUACAUUUCAGAAUGCGUGCUAGCGAUUAGCAUGGUUUUAAAAAUAAAAACACUCCGCUUUC
Molecule: messenger RNA, 1101 nt
Organism: Puntigrus tetrazona (Sumatra barb)
Lineage: Eukaryota; Metazoa; Chordata; Actinopteri; Cypriniformes; Cyprinidae
Gene: myl9a
Product: myosin, light chain 9a, regulatory
Exons: 4
Coding region: 169-693 (174 amino acids)
Biological process (GO): platelet aggregation; myofibril assembly
Cellular component (GO): cytoplasm; myofibril; stress fiber
Molecular function (GO): calcium ion binding
Source: RefSeq, a predicted model, not a curated record